This is a messenger RNA of Macroventuria anomochaeta, 959 nucleotides long. Its product is annotated as polysaccharide lyase family 1 protein. Bases 1 to 888 code for a protein of 295 amino acids. The transcript is spliced from 3 exons. NCBI's taxonomy places the organism in Eukaryota, Fungi, Ascomycota, Dothideomycetes, Pleosporales, Didymellaceae. The record is from RefSeq and is a predicted model, not a curated record. Gene Ontology annotation, molecular function: pectate lyase activity.
AUGGAGAAGAGGGCUGCUGCCGUCGAUGAGCUCGUCGGUUUCGCUGCUGGCACCACCGGUGGAGGAAGCGGUGCCGGUACCACUGUUUCCGACUGCGCUGGCCUGACUGCCGCCGCUAAGAAGGGUGGUGUCAUCAAGAUCAAGGGUACCCUCACUGGCUGCGAUAUCGUCAAGAUCAUCAGCAACACCUCCGUUCUCGGUGUUGGCUCCACCGCUGGUAUCACCGACGGUGGCUUCCAGGUUAGGAAGGCCGACAACGUCAUCAUCCGUAACAUCAAGUUCUACCGCGCCCCCGAGGGCAAGGACCUCAUCGACAUUGAUGAGUCCACCAGGAUCUGGGUCGACCACAACGACUUCUCCUCCGUCGGUAUCACCGGCGACAAGGACACCUACGACGGUCUCCUUGACGCUAAGCACGGCGCUGACUCUCUGACCUUUUCCUGGAACAAGUUCCACGACCACUGGAAGGGCUCUCUCGUCGGCCACUCCGACAGCAACGCCGCGGAGGACACGGGCAAGCUGCGCGUCACCUACCACCACAACGACUUCCAGAGGGUCAACUCGCGUCUCCCCUCGGUUCGCUUUGGAACUGCCCACGUCUAUAGCUCCUGCUACAACGGCGGUAUCUCCGGUGUCAACUCCCGUAUGGGUGCCCAGGUCCUUGUUGAGAACAACUCCUUCACUGGUGUCGACAAGGCUAUCGUUACCAACCUUGACUCUGAUGAGGAGGGCUUCGCGAACGAGCGCAACAACAUCUUCACCUCUUCUACUACUCAAAUCACUCAGAAGGGUACCUGGACCCCCAGCUACAAGUACACUGCUGAUGCCGCUGCCUCCGCUUGCAGCAUCGUUGCCAAGUCUGCUGGUGUUGGUGUUGUCACCUUCUAAGCGCUUGCUCGAGAAGAAACAUUCAAAACCAAUGGAUAUCAGUCCGAGGGGACGCCUUAGGGCUGAUGGCU